AUGGCGGGUGAGAACUCUAUCAUAUGUGUGCUUCAGGUGAACUGUGAUAUUGCGGAAAUAUUAACUUCGAACCUGAACCUUAGCCUGUUUGUCUUUCCAUCCAUCGGUCAGCCGGACACAAAUACCCAAUGCGUCAAAGUCUCCUACGCAGGCAAUACAGAGCCUGCGACAGAAUCAACCGUUUGUGGGGAGGAAGGACAGAAUAUGUUCACUGCAGACGCCGGUAAGAACAUCUCAGUCACAUAUAAGGGUCCUAAUAAGGCUACGAAAGCCGCAAUCAAAAACUUCCGGAUGUACUAUCAACUUGUGAACGAUAACAGAUGUGCCGAUACGCCCAAUCCACCGACGGAUAAAACCCAAUCGUUCAGUGUGGCGAAAUCCGUAGACACCAUUCCGACUGGUUUGCUAUGCUCCUGGAAUAUGCCGACCACCAGUGGGAAAAAGAUACGUGUGACGUUGGAUGUCGAUUCGACUAAAACGGAAAAUCAAUGUGUGACGGUUGCUGACGCGGACAAAACCAAAACCUCACUUAUCUGUGGUAAAGAACAGGAGAACACUUACGUUUCAUCUGGCAAAGACGUGGUUAUCACCUACGGCGAACAAGACACAGGAAAGACUGCGGUGGCUAACUUCAAAAUUCAUUAUCAAUUUGGUAAGUUGUCCUGA
Molecule: messenger RNA, 666 nt
Organism: Echinostoma caproni
Lineage: Eukaryota; Metazoa; Platyhelminthes; Trematoda; Plagiorchiida; Echinostomatidae
Source: the annotation of a GenBank genome assembly